This is a messenger RNA of Venturia canescens, 1461 nucleotides long. RefSeq lists its product as uncharacterized. The record is from RefSeq and is a predicted model, not a curated record. The transcript is spliced from 5 exons. NCBI's taxonomy places the organism in Eukaryota, Metazoa, Arthropoda, Insecta, Hymenoptera, Ichneumonidae. Bases 692 to 1318 code for a protein of 208 amino acids.
AAAAGUUUGUUCGAGUUCUUGAUUUUUGAACGAAAAAAGUUGCUCACAAAUUCGGAUCCCAAAAUCAUUUACAUCCGAGCAGAAUGCUCGUUCGUCAUUAACAGUGAUUACAAACGUCCGACAAACUUUUAUCGGCUCGGAAAUAUGUGAACGUAUAAUCCGAUUUUUAGUGAGCGAUCCUCGAGUACAUUCACCGUCUAGUAAUUCACGAGUAAGCGGAGAGAGUCAUACGAGUCCAGAAGCGAACGAUGAAACGAGAAAAAAAAAACGAAAAACAAAACCUCCAUUUGCGCAGUUGAAAAACGAAUAAUUCGAGGCUUUUUUGCCCACUUCCGGUCCAGAUAGCGGACCACGAAAGGUUCGAAUCGACGCAAGUAAUUUUCAGAAAUGACCGGGCUCCAGAAGAGACUGAGACUAAGGAAAGGCGGAAAUCGACGUGGGCAUCGACCAGUUAGAACCCAUUUACGUAAUCCCAUCGAGAUUCAAAGCUCUGUCAAUAACACCCAACGAAAGAUUUACACAGCAAAGGUGAAUCAGACUCAUUCGUGCAGCCCACAAUCGUUGGCGCUCGAGCAGGAGUGGGGGCGGUCUGCCAGUGCGAGUUAUCGAAGGAUAUAUAAGUCAUUCAAGUAUUAAACUCGUGAGUUGACGUUUUAUCGUUCAACUGUUGAGAAGUCAACGACACUCGAGCAUGAAAACUAAAAUAAUUCUAAUAAUCGUCAUGGCUGUGACUCGCUCGUGUCGAGCUUCCCACGGCUGGGAUUUGGGCGGGGGCCACGGCGGGGGCGGAAUAAGCCUCGGCGAAAUAUCCCUGGAUCAUCAUGGCUUCAAACUGCCGACUAUAACCCUCGAGGAUUCUGCUCACGAGAACAAGUGGUCGGGGUGGCCUGGCAGCGCCAUCGGCGGGGGCGGCUGGACCGGAUCCAUCUCCAGCCACGGUGGGGGAUGGAACUCUGACGUUUCGUUUGGGCACGGAUGGGAAGGAAAAAUAAAACCGAUCGUCAAAGAAAUUGGCAUUCCAGUGCCUCAAGCAGUCGAAAUAAAAAUCCCGCACCUCGAGCCUCACAGCGUGCCGCAGCCAUAUCCGGUCUUGGUUCCGGUAUCGAAGCCAGAGCCUUUUGAAGUCGUUAAAACAGUGAUAAAAACAGUCGAGAAAAAAGUACCAACCCCGGUGGAAAAAGUGAUUCCGGUUAAAGUUGAGAAGCCGGUUCCGUUCACCGUUUACAAAAGUGUACCUUAUCCGGUCGUUAAGCACGUGCCUAUCAAGAUUCCUGUCCACAAGACCAUUCAUCAUUACAGUCAUCAUCAUCACCGUUAAUCGUAUUUUCACUAGCCCCGUUUCGCCGUUAUUAUUUUCUCGAAUUAUCGUGCACUUAUGACUUGUGUUUUUUACGUUAUUCCAUCGUUGUCUAGUGAAUAGAAAAUCGACGAAAAAUUGUUCAAUUUUCUGCUGUGAAUAGC